Bombus huntii is the source of this 1010-nucleotide messenger RNA. It is a transcript of the gene CkIIbeta, whose product is annotated as casein kinase II subunit beta. The coding region runs from base 235 to 918 and encodes 227 amino acids. The transcript has 6 exons. Gene Ontology annotation, molecular function: protein kinase regulator activity. Gene Ontology annotation, cellular component: cytoplasm; protein kinase CK2 complex. Lineage: Eukaryota; Metazoa; Arthropoda; Insecta; Hymenoptera; Apidae. The record is from RefSeq and is a predicted model, not a curated record.
AGCGUAGGAAAUUUGCGGCUGAAGUAGUGUAUUGGAAAUACAUUGAUCGUUCAUUGGUCAAUGAAGUAGAGAAAAAAUUGUUUAUGAAAAUAUAAAAAUUUGACUAAAAUAAUUAUUAUAAAUAUUAACGUUCAUUCAACAGAAGCCGGAAGGUGGCGGAUAGAAUAAAGUACGGCAGCGCUAUCUACAUCGUUGGGACGAGCAAGCGUGGCUAAUCAAAGCACCAAAAGGAAAAUGAGCAGUUCUGAGGAGGUAUCCUGGAUUUCGUGGUUUUGCAAUCUUAGAGGCAAUGAAUUUUUUUGUGAGGUCGACGAGGACUAUAUUCAGGACAAGUUUAAUUUAACUGGAUUAAAUGAGCAAGUACCACAUUAUAGGCAAGCAUUAGAUAUGAUACUUGAUCUUGAACCUGCUUGUUUCUAUCCUGUAGAUGAUGAAUUGGAUGGCCAUCCAAAUCAGUCUGAAUUAAUUGAACAAGCAGCAGAGCUUCUUUAUGGACUGAUUCAUGCACGUUACAUUCUCACUAAUCGUGGCAUUGCUCAAAUGAUUGAAAAAUAUCAAGCUGGAGACUUUGGUCAUUGCCCACGUGUAUAUUGUGAAUCCCAACCUAUGUUGCCUCUGGGUCUUAGUGAUGUUCCUGGAGAAGCAAUGGUUAAAAGUUAUUGUCCAAAGUGUAUGGAUGUUUAUACACCCAAAAGCUCUCGACAUCAUCAUACUGAUGGAGCAUAUUUUGGAACAGGGUUUCCCCACAUGCUUUUUAUGGUUCACCCAGAAUAUAGACCUAAACGUCCAACAAAUCAAUUUGUACCUAGGUUAUAUGGCUUUAAAAUUCAUCCUCUAGCAUAUCAGUUUCAACAACAGUCUGCAUCAACAUUUAAAGCACCAUUGCGAGCUGUUAAUUAUAAUAAUGGAAAACGUUAAGAACAUUGCAACAUAGUCUAGAACAUUUUUUCAUUACUCAAAAUACAAUUCCUAAUUUCGUCCCUAAGGAUUAAAUAAAAUAUUAUUUUUUA